UCUAAACAAAAAGCGAAAUUUGUUUCUAUUACAAAUUCAAAGAAAGCUAAAUAAUUGGAAGGAAAUGGGGCACUGGACUACAAGAUUGCCCUUGAUUGGACUCUCUCUCCUUCUUCUCACAGACGUUUACGGUGACUUUGAACAGCCUCUGUCUCAUUGCUGUAAUCUCGGUGUCAAAUGGGGCGUGGAGAACUUGCAAUGCGCCGCCUUCCCCGCACCGGUGGUGGGCAUCCGUAACGAGCAACAAGCUAUCUGCCUUUCAGCCGUUCACAUUUGCUGCCUUCGCAAACACAGGGAGCGACAGUGCGAGCUCGGCAAACAGUCGGCCAGGGCGGAUCGGGAAUGUUCGGUCAACCGAGAUUUGGGCGGCGAAACACAUAAAGAUUGUUGCGAAGGUUGCAAAUUGGGUCUAGUAGCUGGAUCCAUGUCAAUGGGAUGCACUUUUAGAGCAUUCCAGUUCGGUGCUCCUUGGGACGACGCUUACCGCUCCUGUUGUCAACAAACGCUCCCACAGGUUUUCCCGGAUAAUCCUCUUCCUAACCUACGCGUUCCUAGCUCCACUCCCAGAGCUCAAAUACCACCAUUUCUACCACCUCCACCUACCCCAGCGCUGCCCAGCUAUCCGAUUGAUGAACAGAAUUCCAUUGAACGGAAUCAAAACUCCGCAGAAGACGAUGAAGACCUUUGCGCCCGCUUUCCUGGAGAAUUAUGUGCCCAUGUUUGCGUUCCUACUGGCGGUUCGUCCUAUCGCUGCGAGUGUCGUGAAGGAUUCCAGCUACUAGCCGAUGGCAAAUCUUGUCAGCAAGCCACGCAAUACGAUCGUUGUUCGAGCGAUAACCCUUGUUCGCAAAAGUGUACCGACACAGGAUUAGCAGUUGAAUGCUCCUGCCACUCCGGAUUCCAGCUGGCUUCCGACGAGAAGACCUGUACAGAUGUCGAUGAAUGUUUAAUCGGCGCCGACAAUUGCGACGUACUGUUACAAAUUUGUGUCAAUCAACCCGGGGGUUUCGCUUGCAUCGAACGGAAAGAUAGUCCUGUCAACACCGGAUCCCGACCAGCCGCAGCUUUACCCGAAAGCAGUAGCGAGGGGCGAGGCUGCCCGCGAGGUUUCAAGUUUAACCCCGAAUCAAGAGUUUGUGACGAUGUAAACGAGUGCGAGACACAGCCACCAGUUUGCCCAGCUCAAACAUCUUGCCAGAACACGAUCGGUUCUUAUAACUGCGCUCGCAGACCACAGCUCGAAGAAUGUCCACUCGGAUUCCGAUUCAACAACCAAAUCCAAACUUGCAUCGACAUUGACGAAUGCAAAGAAAAUCCCGCAACUUGUCCGAAAACGCGACCCGUUUGCAUAAAUCUCCAAGGAUCUUAUACCUGUCAAGCCCGAAACGAAAGUAGUUUACUUGGUCCAUCUGUCACUUGCCCGGCAGGAUACAAAUUCAACACGGCUCAACAGACGUGCGAAGAUGUGGACGAAUGCGCCGAGCGUCUCGAUACUUGCGUGCACGGAAUGGAAAUGUGCAUCAACGACCUGGGCCGCUAUCAUUGCGAGCCACUCAGCGCCGACGCCGCAUCCACCACGACCGGCCAGCGUCACCACGACGUCGAUGAUCAUCACCAGAUUCCCAACUAUGGCCAAUGCCCAACCGGUUACACCUACGAUGAGGACGAACAAGUCUGCAUCGAUCUGGACGAAUGUCUGAACGGACAGUUGGACGAUUUGAGCUUGUGCGACGACGACAAGCGUUGCGCAAACACGGAAGGAUCGUACGAAUGUGUCGAGGCCUGCGCGCCGGGAUACCAACCCGACGUCGCCGACGCCAUGAGCCCAUGUGUCGACAUGGACGAGUGCCUCAACAACAAUCACAAUUGCACCUUGGCAGAAAAAUGUGUCAACGUACCCGGAUCGUACCGAUGUGAACAACUGAGACCCGUUUUGCAAACGGUGAGUAUCCCGGCAACGACUACAACCGACUUCAACACGCGUCCGAUUCCCGUUUCACGUGUCACUUCAUCCACGACGACGACGACGACGACGACCACAACAACCACGACGAGACCGACGACAACAACAACUACUCCCACCACCACCACCACUACAACUGCUCCUCCAACAACACGAGCUGCACGCCAACAGCACAACUCAUCCGGUUCAUGCCCGUCAGGAUUCCGCAAAGAGGCGGGCGGUGGUCGCUGCAGAGAUAUAAACGAAUGUGAGGAAGGGACUCACCGUUGUGAACCAUCGAAAUCCGAUUGCGUCAACACCGCCGGUUCAUACCGAUGCAAACCGUUGACGCCUUGCCUGUCUGGAUUCCGCCGCAACACAUCAACCGGACGCUGUGAAGAUAUUGAAGAAUGCAUUGAAGGAUCGCACAACUGCACGACUCAGACCGAGUUGUGUGUCAAUAAUUACGGUUCGUUCGACUGUCGUCCCUAUCCAUUCUGUCCGGCAGGCCAUCGCUUCAGUGUACAAGAGCGUUUCUGUAAAGAUGUGGACGAGUGCGCCGAAGGGACUCACAACUGCUCUGGGACCUGCGUCAACGCCGUGGGAACGUUCCGCUGCGUGGAUCGUGAGCCCGUCAGCUGCGGACUGGGAUACCGAUACGACACAGAGAAACGAGAGUGUCAAGAUAUCGACGAGUGUGUCGAAGCCCGAGAUUAUUGCAACAAGGAGACGGAAGAAUGCGUCAACGAACGAGGAGGUUAUCGUUGCGUGCCUUUUAACGAGCUGCCAGCAACUUCAAGUUCAGUCGCACCCAAUCCUCUGACGACGACGACGACAUCAGCUCCACUUAGCACGAAUCGGCCACCACCCAGAACGCCCAGUUGCCCAAGAGGCUACAUCUUUAGUGAUGACAGCCGUCGUUGCAUUGAUGUUAACGAAUGCACAAAUGACCCGAAUCCUUGUCGAGGCAACCAAAAAUGUGAAAACACAGUGGGCAGCUACGUCUGCCGUUGCGCAGUCGGCUACCGUUUCAACACAGCCACUCAAUUCUGCGAAGAUAUUAACGAAUGCUUGCUGGACUACCACGACUGUUUGAGUUCGCAGAGGUGCGACAACACGAUCGGCAGUUACACCUGCUUCCGUACGGCCAGCUGUGGCACGGGCUACACCUACAACUCCCAAAAGGGCAGAUGCGAAGACGAUGACGAAUGCGAAUCGGGAGCAAACGACUGCUACAAUCUCGGCCCGCUCUAUCAGUGCCGCAACACGGAGGGCUCGUUCCGUUGCGAGCGCAAGAAAUGCAACGACCGCACAGACGGGCACACCUUGCUGGACGAGGAGACGGGCCGCUGUGUUCAACCUACACAAUGCGCUGCAGGCUUCGAACCAGCACCCAGAGGCCGAUGCAAUGAUAUUGACGAAUGCGCACGCGGAAGUCCCUGUCCACGUGGCCACCAAUGCACCAACACGAUCGGAUCCUUCACAUGCCUCAACACCCAAAAAUGUGAUCCCGGUUAUGAAAUGAACAGCGCAGGAACACAAUGUCAAGAUGUCGACGAGUGUGCCAAGGCAACUCACGACUGCAAGAGGAAUCAGUUGUGUCAAAAUCGCCCAGGCGGCUAUGUCUGCGUCUGUCAACCAGGCUACACCAUCGGAGCUAAUCGGGAGUGUGAAGAUAUUGAUGAAUGUACACGAUUCGCUGGGCAGAUUUGUUCGCCGAAUUCACAAUGCGCCAACACGCCCGGAUCUUACCGGUGCGACUGCAAGGAAGGAUUCCGCUCAGGAUCGGAUCCCCGUUCAUGCGUUGAUAUCGACGAAUGCGCCGAAACGGCCCGCCUGUGCCAACAGAAUUGUGCCAACACUUGGGGCUCCUACCAGUGCAGUUGUCAGUCGGGUUACACCCUGGCUGCCGAUAACAGGUCGUGUCACGAUGUCGACGAGUGCGAAUUGUACAAAGACCGUGGAGGUUUGUGCGUCGGUCUGUGCGUCAACGAGCCUGGCAGUUAUUCGUGCCAAUGUCCCGACGGAUAUCGUCUGGCUUCCGACAACCGCACUUGCCAAGAUAUCGACGAAUGCGUCAGACCGGGAGUGUGUCGUGCGGAAGAGACUUGUCUCAACACUCGAGGCGGUUACUAUUGCAACGCCAUCGUCUGCCCGCCCAACUACGUCCGUGACACCGAGCACCGCAACCGCUGCAAAAGAGUCAGUCUGGAGUGCCACAGCUGGGACACGGAAUGCCUGCGCAAGCCCGUCUCCUACUCGUACAACUUUUUGACGUUGCCAUCGAAAAUUCCGAUCCCCGCCCGCACCGGCCACCUGGACCUGUUUAGCAUGCGCGGUCCACUCUGGGCCUCGGCGACCGUUCAAUUCAAUUUGGAACUGAACGACGUCCGGGCUCCGACCGACCUGGUCGAUCGCAAACUCAAAGUCGACCGCAACGUCUUCAGUUUACGUCGGUCGACAUCGUCGCCCAAUCAGGCCAUCCUGGCCCUGACAAAGUCCAUCGUCGGACCACAAGAGAUUGAGCUCUUCCUCAACAUGGACAUGUACCAAAACGGCGUCUUCAGUGGCGUCGCCGUCGUCAAAAUUUUCAUCUACGUCACGCAAUACGAUUUCUAAAAAACAAGGGGCGGCCCAAUGAUGGUUACUUUCUUCAAUUAAGUUAAUCCCCAUGUAGAUUGUAUCCAAAGAAUCAUUUGUUAGCUCUUCUCUUUUGAUUGUUCUACUACUGGUAUGACCGACAUACGAUUUCUAUUCAAACAAAAUAAGGCCAUCGAAGAGAAAGUAAAAUAAUAAUAAUAAUAAUAAAAGAGGAUAUCGUUUU
Messenger RNA from Daphnia pulicaria, 4766 nucleotides. Its product is annotated as fibrillin-3-like. The transcript has 29 exons. NCBI's taxonomy places the organism in Eukaryota, Metazoa, Arthropoda, Branchiopoda, Diplostraca, Daphniidae. Gene Ontology annotation, molecular function: calcium ion binding. The record is from RefSeq and is a predicted model, not a curated record. The coding region runs from base 65 to 4561 and encodes 1498 amino acids.